This is a messenger RNA of Lodderomyces theae, 2613 nucleotides long. Its product is annotated as SPT20. Gene Ontology annotation, molecular function: enzyme activator activity; transcription coregulator activity. The transcript has 2 exons. Gene Ontology annotation, cellular component: SAGA complex. Gene Ontology annotation, biological process: regulation of transcription by RNA polymerase II; deadenylation-dependent decapping of nuclear-transcribed mRNA; positive regulation of catalytic activity. NCBI's taxonomy places the organism in Eukaryota, Fungi, Ascomycota, Pichiomycetes, Serinales, Debaryomycetaceae. The record is from RefSeq and is a predicted model, not a curated record. The coding region runs from base 1 to 2613 and encodes 870 amino acids.
AUGGCUACCAUUGAUAAUCAUCUGGGCCAAGACCAGAUAACCAGAGAUGAUGCACUUAAACUAUAUACCAGUGCGCUCAAUUUCAAUGUAAUCAGCCGCUACGAUCCCGCAAUAAGCCAAUUGGUAUGUCAUACAUCUCACUGUGUGCUUUACAAAUUCAACGAGGAGUCCGAAGAGUGGGUCAAAACAGAUUACCAAGGUGCUUUGGCAUUGUAUGAAAGAAGCGCUAAAAACGAAUCCGAGAUAGAGAAACCUUCUGAAUCUCCACCGCAACAAGAGUUCAAGUACGGCAUCAUAAUAUUGAAUCGUUCCAACCCCGAAUGCUUCUCCUUGGGAAUUUUACCUGAAUCUGGAAUGGAAGUAGAGCUAAAUGAUAAUCUAAUUAUUGUUCGAAGCCUUGUUGGAGAGAUAUAUGCAGCCAACAGAGGGUCUUUCAAUUCGAGCCAAACUCCGCAGGCAGUGCUGAGUGUACCUCCCAAGAACCAAGUCUUACAAGAGAAACAACAUCAACAACAACUGCAACAACUGCAACAACUGCAACAACUGCAGCUAAAGCAAAGGGUAAAUCUUCGAAACUAUCAUUUUGCCUCGACUACGGAAGAAAUACUACGAAAGUAUGCAAAAUAUCCUGCGUCGUUAAGCUUACAUAUUUUUGACAAUCACUACCGAUUCAACAAUUCCCAGGAUUCUCAAAUCAUACCCAAAAAUUCACCCAUGAUCAAAAGCUUUAUGGACCAUGUGUUGAAGGAGGAGAUUCCAGUGGAGUUGAGUGAGUUGUUGAAGGAUUUCUCGAUCAAGUCUUAUGAUGGUUGUCUCAUUUUGCAAGUGUAUGACCAUCGAAACAUGGUUGAGACAUCGAGUUUCAAAGCAAAUGCGUCGCCUUCAAAGGAUGCAAAACCUGCACCGAUUAUUGUGUCGAAACCAAGAACGUACAGGGUACUACUCAGGCCAACUCCACUAUCACUCUACUAUGAUUUGUUGUACCAUACAGAUUCUGCAUUGACGAAAUUCACCGAUACCUUAUCAUUGCAAAUGGAAUCCGAAAUUUUGGCCUUGACUAAUAGAGACUUGGAUCUCUCUGUGAAGACCAAUCCUUACCAUUACGAUUACUUGAAGCCUGAUUUUGAUGAGGAAGAAGGAAAGGCAGAAAUCUCUCACAGAGCGGGUGUCGACGCUCCAGUCCGCAAGGUUCACCAAGACGAAAUGGUGUUGCACAAAUCUUCCGAGUACGAGGAAUUAAUGUUGUUGUUGUCCAAUAGUAGCAGGCGGUUCGAACACACGCAGGAUAAGAAAUUGGUUGUUGUGCCCCCUGCAAUGCCAAGCGCCGCAUCCACACUGUCCAUUACAGCCCCGCCUACUAAAUCCAACAGCAAAGAAAACUCUGUUGCGGCUGAUUCCAAGGGGAAGAGAAAUGACAAAACCUCUAGCUCAUCGGCGAUUCCUACAACUGUUGCCAUUUCUCUGAACCCGGUUAGGACUUCUGGUCAGUUUAUGCGGUUGAGAUUGAUUGAAGAAAUACGGAAGAAAAGGGAGAUUGAAAAGAACCAACAAGAAGCCAAAAUACAGGCACAAGCGAAUUCAGUACAAAGUGAGAUGUUAGCGCAGUCUGGUGCAAUCCCUGGCUCAGGUCCUGCCCCUAUUGAGUCACCAUUUCCAUCAGCAAACAACUCAAAUCAGCCUCCUAUGGAUGCUCAAAUUGGUAACAAGCGGCAACAAUCUAAGUUGCCUCCAGCCGGUAAACGAGCUAGAAAGGAUACGAUACAGAAUCAAGUGGCUGGUGCAAAUGCUGCCAAUCAUGCCGUUCCUCAUGGUCCACCGGGCUCUCAAAUUCCAUUUCCACCAUCAAGUUCCAAUUCGCAAGUGCUGUCAAUGAAUAAUACACCUCUAAUGGGAAACCCCAAUGUGCCACAACAGCCAAAUAUCAACCAAGUCCCUACUCCCCAGCAAAUGCCAAUGAACACUCCACACAUGGGUCAGGGCCCAUUACCGAACGCAUCCUUUCCUCAUGCUUCUGGUGCAAGUCAAGGGAUACAGGGACCGCCUCCGCCACAAUUACAACAUGCGCCACAACAGCCAUCAUUGCAGCAACAGCAACAUCAACAAAUUUUCCAAAGCUCGUUGACUCCGGAGGAACAACAAGUGUAUAAACAAAUUCAGCUGAAGAUGAAUGCGUUGGCAAUUAUGAGUCAGCGGGGAGUUGCUCCAAAUGGCCAACAAUUGACUCCCCAACAUAAACAACAGGCAAUGCAGCAAGUUAAAGUUUUGCAGCAGCAAUUGUUGCAAAAGUUUCCCGUGUACUUUCAAAGGUUGAAGCAGUUCCAGCUUUAUCAAAAGCAAAAGCAACUACAGCAACAGCAACAGCAACAGCAGCAGCAACAAGUAGCAGCUGGUACAAGUGUUGGUGGAAGCGGGAGCCCAAACUUGAAUGGGCAGUUUAACAACAACAUGAUGCUACCCCAACAACAACAGCAGUACAUGAAUCAGUUACCACAGACCGGAGUACCGCCUAUGCACAAUUCUCAACUGGUAAACACCGCCGCAGCGUCCGCGCAGCAGUCCGGUGGACCAGAACCCAAAAAGAAAAGAGUUUAUAAGAAAAAAACGGCAAAGUGA